Danio aesculapii is the source of this 2285-nucleotide messenger RNA. RefSeq names its product solute carrier family 26 member 11 (gene slc26a11). The transcript is spliced from 16 exons. Gene Ontology annotation, biological process: transmembrane transport. Gene Ontology annotation, cellular component: membrane. Gene Ontology annotation, molecular function: secondary active sulfate transmembrane transporter activity. NCBI's taxonomy places the organism in Eukaryota, Metazoa, Chordata, Actinopteri, Cypriniformes, Danionidae. Bases 420 to 2138 code for a protein of 572 amino acids. The record is from RefSeq and is a predicted model, not a curated record.
CACUCACAAUUGUGCUGUUGUCGAGUCUGUCAAACAAACCGCGUUAACCGCUUUGAUUCCUUCAAUGUUGCAACUGUAAAUGUGUGUUAUUUGGUAAAUAAUGAGGUUCAAUCAAAGCAGCGUUAAAACUCGGAUGAAUCACGAGGCUCGAAAUCUUCUCUGAGGUUUGCUUCCAGAAGAACACGAAUGGAGAAUCAUGAAAAAGGUUUUUCUGCUUCCAAAGCAGAUUUGACAAGCGCUCCAGGAGAUCUUGUUCACACAUGUGAUCAGUAAUUGCUCAACCCUUUCCAUGAACUGCAUGUUUAUCCACACCCAUUGAGUACAUCCUGGAUGAAGAAUGACGGCUCUAUUCAUGAUCCUGGGCUGAUUUUGAUCUGAAAUCACUGGUGUUUUUUUCUUGUGGUGAUCUGGAUGUUGUGAUGGAGCCUCAUACCUGCUGGUUUCCCGCCCUGCGCUCCUGCUUUCCAAUAAUCACCUGGUUGACUCAGUAUAACCUGACAUGGCUGAAGAUGGACGUGAUCGCUGGUCUGACCGUGGGUUUAACGGCGGUUCCUCAAGCUCUGGCUUAUGCAGAGGUGGCUGGUUUACCUGUGCAGUACGGUCUGUAUUCUGCGUUUAUGGGUGGUUUCAUCUACUGUAUAUUCGGCACGUCUAAAGACAUCACUCUGGGCCCGACGGCCAUCAUGUCUCUGCUGUGUUCAUCCUAUAUCACUGGAGAUCCUGUGUUUGCCGUGGUUCUUACGCUGCUGUGUGGCGUCAUACAGACGGGAAUGGCUUUACUGAGGCUGGGGUUCCUCCUGGACUUCAUCUCAUAUCCCGUGAUUAAAGGCUUCACCUGUGCGGCUGCGGUCACCAUCGGCUUCGGUCAGGUCAAGAACAUUCUGGGUCUGAAAGAGAUUCCCCAGCAGUUCUUCUUACAGGUUUACUACACCUUUCACAAGAUCCCUGAGGCCCGAGUAGGAGAUGUGAUUCUGGGCCUGUCUUGUUUGUUCUUCCUGCUUCUAUUGACGUUUAUGAAGAAUUCUCUGAGUUCGGCUGAAGACGAGGCUUCGUUUCUCGUGCGAUCUGCUCGACAGCUGCUGUGGAGUUUAGCUACAAUUCGUAAUGCACUGGUGGUCAUAGCAGCGGCAGGUGUUGCCUAUUCAGCUGAAGUCACAGGAAACCAUUUCUUUAGUCUCACGGGGAAAACAGCCAAAGGACUGCCUCCUUUCAGAGCUCCGCCUCUUUCAGAGACAAUAGCCAAUGGCACAGUUAUUACAUUCAGUGACAUAGCGAAGGAUUUAGGUGGUGGUCUUGCUGUUAUUCCUUUAAUGGGUGUUUUAGAGAGCAUCGCUAUUGCGAAGGCAUUUGGCAGCAAGAAUAAUUACAGAAUCGAUGCCAACCAAGAGCUCUUCGCCAUUGGUCUGACAAACAUCAUGGGCUCAUUCGUCUCAGCGUAUCCUGUUACAGGAAGCUUUGGAAGAACGGCUGUUAACUCUCAGACCGGAGUGUGUUCUCCUGCUGGAGGGAUCGUCACAAGUGUUAUAGUGCUGCUGUCACUGGCCUUCCUCAUGCCGCUGUUCUUCUACAUCCCCAAAGCGUCUCUCGCUGCCGUCAUCAUCUGUGCUGUGAGUCCAAUGGUGGAUUUCAGAGUGCCGCUGCACAUCUGGAGAGUCAAGAGGCUUGAUCUGCUGCCGUUCUUGGUGACGUUUCUGCUUAGUUUCUGGGAGGUGCAGUACGGCAUUGUGGGAGGAGUGCUAGUUUCAGGUUUCAUGCUGUUGUAUAUCACGGCCAGACCGAAAGUGAAGGUGUCUGAUCAUGGAGUUAUAGUUCUGGAGUUUGAGAGUGGACUAAACUUUCCCUCAACGGAGCAUCUCAGCAGACUAGUGUACAAACACGCUCUUCAUGCGUCUCCUCCUCGCUCUCUGGUUCUGGACUGUUCUCAGAUCAGCUCCAUUGACUUUACUGUGAUCCACGAACUCACUGACCUGCUCAAACAGUUCCAGAUAAGAGGAGCGUCACUGAUCUUUACUGGACUCAAGCCAUCAGUAUUACAGGUGUUGCUGAUGGCGGAUCUUCCUGCGUUCAGACACACAGACACUGUAGAUGAAGCGCUGCAACAACUCACCGCAAACAUUCACUACAACCAGCAUCUCUAACAGCCAAUCACUGGCAAGAACCUAUCCCCUGUCCACCAAUCAGCAUCUCAGAACUCUCAUGAUUGGCUACAUGAAAUAUUUUGCGCCCAAUCAACACUCAGGAAAAGAGACUGUUGGGGAGCAAAGUUACAUGACGACCAAAUUAUG